Symbiodinium pilosum is the source of this 345-nucleotide messenger RNA. The record is from the annotation of a GenBank genome assembly. NCBI's taxonomy places the organism in Eukaryota, Dinophyceae, Suessiales, Symbiodiniaceae.
GUACUGAACCUGAACUCCGGGGGCCGCAGCCAGUGGUCGACAGGCUCCUACGCCGCCUCCAUGGUGAUGUUUGCCCUGGUACUGGCGCCCUUGGUUGGCCAGAUCUCCGUGCCUGCUCUUGCGGGCAUCAUGGUUCAGGUGUCCUUAGACACAAUCCAGUUUGUACCGACCUUCGAUGCCAUCAAAGCCGCCUUGGAGGGCAAGGAGGAGGAUUCAAAAGUCCGACUUGCUAUCCUGGCGAUAACCGCCGUGCUCUGCUACCAGGUGGACUUCGCCGUAGGCAUCGUCACCGGUGUAGCGCUUGACAAGGGCGCAGAAGCACUGAAACUCAAGAAGACCAGCUGA